UUAUAAACAACUACUCAGAACUCGAGGCAAAUGUUAUAUCGUGGCUUUAUCUCUCUUAGACUCCGAUCUGCUGAAUAUUUAUUUAAGUUUAGCUGUAAGAGAUCAUUAAUGGGUUCUAACACACGACUAUCACAAAAGGAGGAAAAGACGUUUCAAUACCAGGAUUCUCUUCCAAGACUUCCAGUUCCAUCCCUUGAGCAAACCUGCAAUAAAUAYCUAGAAUCAGUAAAACCAUUAGUGAAUGAAACAGACUACCUGCAAACAGACUUUCUCAUCAACGAGUUCAAAAAUGGAGUUGGAAAAGAACUACAAAAAAAGCUGCUUCAAAAAGGACAAGAACAGAGAAACUGGUUGGAGAAAUGGUGGGAAGAGGAAGGAUACCUGAGGCCCCGUUAUCCUAUUACACCUUAUGUCAACAUUGGAGGACCAGUGUCCUCCUUUUCAAUGUGGCCACCUCUAGAAGGCACUCAAAUAAAACGUUCAGCCAUUCUUACUAAUGGUGUUUUACAUAUCUGGCAGCAAAUUUACAAAGAAGAAAUGCAGGUACAAAAGAUGAGUAACAAGCCUCUGUGCAUGAAUCAAUAUGCAAGAGUGUUUGCUGGAUGUCGUGUCCCAGGAAAAGAAGUUGAUAAGCUAAAGAUCCUUUUUAAACCAGCUCCAGCCUCCUCUCCUCGACAUAUAGUAGUUCAAAUAAAUAGCCGGCUGUUUAGCUGCACAGUUUUAGAAGAAAAUUACGAACCCUUUACAGCACCAGAAAUUGAAAGGAGCCUCCAAGAAAUCGUCAAAAUUGCAUCGUCUAAGUCUCCAGGACCAGCAGUUGGAGUUCUUACAGCUGGAGAGAGACACACUUGGUAUGAACUGAGAGAGCAUCUGAAAAGCCUAAGUCCACGUAAUGUUAACUACCUCAACGAAAUAGAGACUGCACUUUUUAUCUUGGUAUUGGAAGAACAUGAUGCACGACAAGAAACUGAGAUAUCGCAGCAUUCAAUAGCUGGAGACUGCAAAAACCGUUGGUUUGACAAGUUUUUUUCAAUUCUUGCUUUCAAAGCUGGACUAUUUGCCACACACUGUGAUCAUUGUCCAUUUGAAGGAGUUGUCGAUGCUGAUGUUGUCGAGCAAGCGCUUGCUUUGAUUCAGAGAAACAAUGGAGAAUGGAAGGGAAGAAAGGAGAUAAAAAAUUCCAUUCCACCUUAUGAACUCGAUUUUGUUAUUGAUAAUCAAAUCGCCAAAGGAAUUGAAGUGGCAGCAACAAUGUAUCAAUCAGCUGCGGAUAAUUUAGAAGUAUUGAGCCACCAUUUUGAUGAAUUUGGUAAAAAUGUCCCUAAGAGCCUAGGAAUACAUCCAGAUACAUUUUGUCAAAUGGCCAUUCAACUAACCCAUUAUCGUAUUCACAAAAAACCAGCUCCAACAUAUGAGACAGCACAGACCCGCCAGUUUUAUCAUGGAAGGACAGAUACGGUUCGUUCUUGCACAGAAGAAGCACUUAACUGGUGCAAAGCAAUGGUUGACCCAAAGAAAGAUAUCAAUUUUAAGGCACAGCUUCUCCAUAAAGCUUGUUUAAAACAUGGUCAACUCAUGAUGGAAGGUAUUAAUGGCCAAGCCAUAGACCGUCAUCUACUUGGUCUUAGCAUGAUAGCCAAAGAAGAAGGUAUACCAACUCCUCAAAUAUACUUAGAUAAGUCUUGGACAAAAAGUGGCGGUAGUGGUAAUUACACCCUGUCUACAAGUUGCGUUGGUUUUACGGAGAUUUAUGGCUCAUGCGCUCCGAUGGUGGCGGACGGAUACGGGAUUUUUUACAGCAUAGAAGAACACAGGUUCAACAUUUCGUUUACGAGAUGGAGGAAUUCUCAGGUGACUGAUGUCCAUCGCUUUCGUGAUGAAUUCUGGAAAAGUUUGUGUGACAUGCGUGACAUCUUACAGGCCGUUUCCAAACUCUGACUCCACAUGCAUGUCAAGGCGUGACACACUGAUCAUUUCAUUUCAUUCAUCGUAUUCGUAUAUCCAAUAAUAAUCGCACUAUUAUUUAGCUUAAACAACCUCUGGGCUGAUCAAUGUCAGGGCGCGGCUAACUCACAGAUCGAACCCUGAAACAACCUCUGGGCUGAUCAAUGUCAGGGCGCGGCUAACUCACAGUUCAAACCCUGAAACAACCUCUGGGCUGAUCAAUAGAGAGUUUAAGAUUCUCGUUUACGGUAGCCUGCAAAGCAGGCGUUCUUGUGCAUUUUUCGUCGAAACAGGAAUCCCAAAACGCCGAAUCUUCCUCACACCCAUCACAAGGACGCCUGCUCUGCAGGCUACGUUUACGGCAAACGUGAAACGUCAGUUGACCAUUAAAAAAUUCUUUAAAAUUAGUGAAAAGGAAUCGCAAAAAUCUCCAAGUAGUAGAUAAAUAAAAGAAUACUUGUCUUUGUCGAGAAGGUUUGCAAAAGGUAAAGUGAAAUGUAGGGAAACGAUGAAAGCGUGAUCACGUUUGCCGUUCGCGGGAAGGAAAAUCGGGAAUGUUUUAAUCUGCCUAAUGUCAGGUCACGGCUAACUCUCGGAUUAUUGAAUUUAAAUCUUAGUUGAGUGGUUAGGUUUUGCGGGGGGAGGAAAACUGGAGAAACCAGAGAGAAACCCUCAAAUCACGGGAGAGACCUAACAAACUCUACUUGCAUAUAAUACUAAGUCCAGGUAUCGACCGUGAGACCCUAGAGGUGAGAGGGGGGAGGGGGGUGCACUACUGCUACACCGCCCUUAAAUUCUUUCAACCACCAGCCACAGAAAGUCAAUGAUUUACGUCAGUGCUGCAGAUGUCUUCUGAUCAAUCUAUUCACGCCUAAGAUCGGAUUUUCAAAAAUUUCCCCGAGACUAGCCCAGCCAUUGAUCCCUUCCAGAGGAGUAUACACUAUUAUCUGGAUCACUUCAAAGAGAUCACUCAAGCCGCAUGUGUCAAGUGUUGGGCUUUUCCAGACGUGGAAUCCUUGAUUUUCUUUAAUGUUCUAUUGUAGGUAAUUUCGGUACAAGGAUUCCGGAUUCUUAAUUAAACUUCCAUCUUGGAGGAAAACCUACUGUUGUCAUAGGCAUCCACUUUCGUCUUUUUCGAUCAGAAAAAGCAGGCCAUACACUGCCAUGCAAUAAUAGCCACGAGCCACUUUUCAUCCAUAAAUUUUAAAAUCGUACGAUAUUUUAUAGUAAACAUUACAUUCAGUAAAAUUAUAGAUUAGAAUGACGUAAAAAAAAACUCGAAAGUUUGAGUUAGAAAUAUUAAUAGUGAUAAUUUUUUAAUGUGGCUAGUCUGUACUCUGUAACUUUGAUUGCAAAUAACUUCACUGGAAUGCUAUGUAUAGAAAUAAGACUUUCCAAAAAUACCUAUUUCUACUUACUCUU
Actinia tenebrosa (Australian red waratah sea anemone) is the source of this 3366-nucleotide messenger RNA. RefSeq names its product peroxisomal carnitine O-octanoyltransferase. The record is from RefSeq and is a predicted model, not a curated record. NCBI's taxonomy places the organism in Eukaryota, Metazoa, Cnidaria, Anthozoa, Actiniaria, Actiniidae. Gene Ontology annotation, molecular function: carnitine O-octanoyltransferase activity. Gene Ontology annotation, cellular component: peroxisome.